GUGUCCAGUAUGUGGAAACGGAGAAGAGCCAAUAUGGACCAAUCAAAAGUGUCUAUGUAGAAAGAUAAACAACUGUGGGGUGCCACCAGUGUGUGUCACUGGACGUAGAGGGUCCCAAUGUGACCAGCCUGAUUGUUGGCCUUGCCAAGGUACAGUAAACGUGCCACAAUUAAACCAUGAUAUUUAUAUUCCUUAGUAUUUUGAGCUUUUUGCAAAAACAUAAUUUGAGAUUGCAAACCUUGACUCCUUUACUCAGUUUAUUGGUCCUUUACUCAGUAGAAAAAGACUUUUACGUUUCGUACACGUUUUGUUAUUAGACACCUUAAGAUUGACGUUUAUUUUAUUUACGCCUAACCGCAAAUCGCGGUUUGCCGUUAGCGGUUUCACGUUUGCCGUACUUGCAAGUAUGAAAUUAAGAUUGACGUUUUUCUUCGCGUUCAAUUAUUUUCCGUCGAAACUAUAGGAUCCAUUUGAAUUGUGCCAUCCUGUCAAAAAAACAAAUGUCACUACCAAUUUGUUAAAAUGAAUUGAAAUAUGAAACUAUACAUGUAAGUAAGAAAUAUGCAAGUAUAUAUGUUUAAACACAAAGGUCAUCAAUGAUUUUGAACUUGCUUUAUCGUGAAUGUUCAAAUGUAAACGUUUAUUAAUUAAAACGAUUCAAAACACGACUUAAAAUAAACAAAUCUCAAUUUAAGAAAUUUAUCAUACCAAAAUCGGCCACAAAAUAUUGAACUGACAAUCGAAAUUUUCAUGUUUGUUUAACCCAAAUAAAUUAGAGAGUCGAAUUUAUACAUGGUUCGGUUAAAAGCACUCAGAAUAUGAAAACUUUCCUGUUAAAAACAAGUUUUAUCCAUCCAAAUCAAAGAUAAGAUGUAUAUUUGUCUUAAUAUCAUUCAUAUACGUGCAAUGAAGUAAUAACAGUUGAAUAAAAUGCUGAGGUAAAAUCACUUACCUGUAGAAUGCACUCUUGAGGUUUAAAACGUCAGCGAUUUACGGUGAACGUGACGGCAAGCUCCUGGUCACGUGCAGGUUAGACGUUUGCGAAAAAUACGUCAAUCUUAAGGUGUCUAUUGAUUCAACUUUUCAUGCAUAUACUGUACAGCCGCCGGACAUAUAAAAUUUUCAAAACCACACGGUCCACGCUGGCUUCAUCCCUCCCAAAACAUAAAUUAUUGAAUGAAAAUAUUUUCUGUGAACCAUAGUACGGUUCAUCUACCAUACUAAUUGAAUCUUGCAGGAUGUUCGGGAAACGGUGUUUGUGUUACUGAUUCCUCGUGUCGAUCAAGAUGUUUGUGUCGAAGACGUUGGCAAGGUCGAUGCUGUGAAAGACGUAGGCGUAUUUGUAUGUGCGGAGAUCCACAUUUAGAGACACUCGAUGGUGAGUACAAUGUGUGAUUUUGGUGCAAAUUUCUGUCAGAACAAUAAUAUGUAGAAUAGAAAGGCAAAAAAGUGUUACAACAAGAGCGGCGGCAACAAACUCAACAGUAACAACAGUAAGAACAACAAACCCAACAUGCAGUAGGCUAACAACAGCGACAGCAAGAGCCAAAGAAGCCGAAAAGAAACAACAGCAGUGACAAUGGCAGCAGUAACAACUGCGCCAAGAACAGGAACAACAGCGACAAGUGUAUAGCCACACACCAGCAAGAACAGUAGACUGCUUUAGCAAACACAACGCGACGUCGACGAGGACGUGAAACUGGCGUGGCACGUGGAAUUUUACUUCCAGUUUAGUCUGGGACGUCGUUCAUGUUGUAGUUUUUCAGAGUGUUUUCACGUCCUCUCUAGAACGUCACAAAUUUAUGCUUGUUUUUAAAACAUCUGGGAGUAUAUGCACCAUUUUGUUCCCCAUAUUUUCUUCAAUAUUUGAAGCGGAAUAUUGUUUUGAUUGAUAAGUUUGUGUUCUUAUAUUUCGCUGAGUUUUGGAAGCGUUGAUUUUUGACAAGUACUUUCAUUGCCAUAACAAAACAACAGGACAGCAAGCAUUGUUGACCACUUUGACACUGCUUCUAUUUCUGGCCAAAAGACACAGUUUAAAGCACAAAAACUGAAAUGUAGCAAUACGACUUUAAAAUGAAGAAAACAGUUGGAAUAUAGAAUAAUUAAAGCACUUAAACAAGUAAAAAUGGGAUCAAUUUUAGCUUUUUGGCUUGAAAAAAGUCAUAAACAAAAUUGAAUUUCACCAAUGUAAACUCUGAUAUGCCUAUAAUAUUAAUAAUAGCUUAUAGAAAGUCGAUUAAAUCAAAUAGAAACCGAAGAAUUUAACUCGUGAACAAUACCUGCAGCUUUUGUCCGUAUGAAUAUGAUGGGGACUUCAACAAGUUGGACUUGAACCCUUUGUGUCGCCGUUUCAAUCUACGCAAACAGGUCAAGUCGCCCACGAGAGGAAAAAACAUUUUGGACCAGAUACUUACCAAUAUGUCGGAUUUGUAUGACGAAGUUCUUCACAUUCCACCCAUCGGACGUUCCGAUCACCAAUGUUUGAUCUUACCACCCAAAACAAGACAGAAGAUGCCCCCAGUUUCAAAGAAAUAUCGACAAAUGAAACCAGAGAACUUAAACGUUCUGGGACUGAAAAUGAAUCUUGAAGACUGGGAGAAAGUAUAUUCCGAAUGGGAUGUGGAUGACAAGGUCUCAGUCUUUAACCAUAUCGUUAUCUGUAUGCUUGAUGAAGCCUUACCCGUGAGAACAGUUCGCGCACACUGUACGGACAAACCGUGGAUGACCCCCAAUAUUAAAGCGUUGAUAAAAGCAAGACAGAGAGCAUUUACGAAAGGGGAGACACCGAAGCAUAAAAGUUUACAUGCAAAAGUUACCAAGCUGAUAUCCAACCAUCAAUCCAAUCCCGCCAAAUGGUAUAAAACGAUUUACAAGCUAGCGGCAGCAACCGAAAAUCAACAAUCUCUGUCCUCGCCUGACCACGCUGACCUAAUGGAAAUCGCUGACAGACUACAAAGAAGUUUUACUAAGCCUUGGCUAGGAAUUCAACCAGAUCCUCCCAGACUUCAAGCGGUAGAGCAUUUGCUCAAGGACAGCCACCCACCUCUACCAUCCAUUGGCCAAGUCAAAACCGUCCUAAAACAUCUAAAUCCUAGGAAAGCCACUGGGUCGGAUAAUAUCCCUGCAUGGUGUCUUAAACGGUACGCAGAAGAAUUAGCACCAGUGGUCCACGAUAUUGUGGUUGCAAGCAUAGUUCAAUGCAAAUAUCCCACCUCCUACAAGCAUGCAAUCAUUAGUCCCAUACCAAAGAUCCGUCCACCCACAGACCUAGAUAAUGACUUCCGCCAAGUUUCCGUGCUACCACAACUAGCAAAAGUUAUCGAGAAGCUACAGCUGCAACUCAAUAAAUCCAGUUUCAAGAUCAAAACAAACCAGCACGCCUUUACGAGCGGUCACUCCACCGUGUCUGCCCUUACCUCCAUAUCUCAGAACUGGUUCGACUCAACGGACAACUCCUCAACCGGUAGACAAGGUGUCCACGCCCUAUUUGUUGAUUUCCGGAAGGCGUUUGACUUGGUCGACCAUAAGAUCCUUCUGGACAAGCUUGCUGAUAUGAAUGUAACAAGGAGUUUCUGGUUAUGGAUAAUGAGUUUUCUGGAGGGAAGAACACAACAGGUAAAUCUCCAAGGUGUACUAUCCUUUACUGCAUCAUGCCCAGCCGGCGUCCCUCAGGGAUCUGCUAUCUCGCCGACCCUAUUCAACAUACACAUUAACGAUAUGGAGGAAAAUGUUUCUGAACAGGCAUGUGUCAACACAAUCAAAUAUGCGGACGAUUGCACCAUGGAUACGUCCAUAAGAUUAGGAGAAUCUAGCGAUUUGCAAAGCGCUCUGGACUCAGUACAAAGUUGGGCUGUGGAAAAUAAAAUGGAACUGAAUGCCAAAAAGACAAAAGAUAUGUGGAUUAACUUCACCGAAGCACCGCCCCCUCUACCACUGCAUAUAGGAGAUGCUAUCAUAGAAAGAGUCGAUAAUUUUAAACUCUUGGGAACCUGGUUUCAAAAGGACCUGAAAUGGAACAAACAUGUCGAGGAUACCACCCGCAAAGCAGCUAAAAACCUGUACUGCCUACGAGAAUGUAGAAGAGCGAGUCUACCAGUCGAAGUGGGUCUCACCACUUAUUUAACUAAAAUCAGGCCUAUCCUUGAAUAUUGUUCUCCAGUGUGGGGUGGUCUGCCACGAUAUCUAAAGGACGAAUUGGAACGUGUGCAAAGGAGGAGUCUACGAAUUAUUGGCCUCCCGCAUGGUUACCUGCCAACUCUCGAAGAGAGAAGAAUUGAAGCCACAUCGAGGGAACUCGUUAACAUCUUAGGUGAUCCAAGUCAUAUCUUUUAUCAACGAACUAUGGAACAUAAUAAACAUAACUAUAAUCUUAGGCGUAGAGACGGUAUAUUUAAAUACGCACCUUUCUCAGGCACUGAACGACACAGAAAUAGUUUUGUCCCACGAGCAAUGAGACAGGGGUUGCACUAAAACCAAACUUGGUUUUAUUAACUUUUUAAAUAAUUUCCUAGACUUUUAAAUUUUUUACUCCAAAUUGUAUAUAUAUAAAUUUUAGAUAGUUUGUAAAUAUUAUUGCAUGCUUAGUUAUGCUCUUCUCUUUUGAAAGACAUAUUUGUAAAUCCAUUGUAUUUUUAAACUAAAGAUGGAUCAAUAAAAUCAUCAUCAUCAUCAUGCAAUAAAAUUCACUUGUUCAAAAACAACAAAAUAUACCAGUUUGUUUAAAAAAUUACUUGCUGAAUGUUCCUAGAAAAUCCUUAGAUUUAGACCUGUACAACAGAGCAUUUUAUUGCACAUACCAGAAAAAAAAAACAAUUGAAAACGAUAAAGAAAUAUGGUAGCGGCGAAAAAACAAGAAAUCUGCUUCGAAGGAGAUAAACACGAAAGUCGCAGAUUCAAACCGGAAGUAAACGUGAGGUGUAUGAUGUCAUUUUGACGUCCUGAUUGACGUCGCGUUGUCGUUGCUAAAGCUGUCUAGUAUCAGGAGCAAAAAUAGCAUCAGCCCCGAAAGAACUACAACCAGUGGCAUAGCCAGCCCAACGAUUUAGUCUAGCUAUGCAAAUUUCAACUCAUUAUCAUUAUUAAUUUCUUUAGAAAUUGAUUGUGUUGAUAGUUGUUUAUAAACAUGGCACUAUUUGCAUAGCGGGACUAGAUCGUCGGGCUGGCUACGCCACUGACUACAAUUGCAACAGCAAAGAAAAAACCACCACCACAACAACAACAACAACAACAACAACAACAACAACAACAACAACAACAACAACAACAACAACAACAACAACAACAACUUAAUUUUAUGACUCUCUCCAUACUUUUUAUGACUCUCUCCAUACUUUUUACAGGCAUCGAAUUCGACUACUUUGGCAUUGGAGAAUUCUGGAAUUGCAAAAGUAUCGCAAAUGACUUUGGAAUGCAAAUACGAUUCUUUGCUUAUAAUGGAGCUUCUCUGACUGGGGCAGUUGCACUCAAAUUGGCGGACAACGUCGUUACCAUAACAACGCCACCUGUCUCUUUACCUGGUGAUUUACCACGACUAAGGUAUAACGCGGGCACUCAGAGUCUGCAUACCUCCAGCAAGGAAAUAGUUGCGAGGGAUGAACCGGGCGAGAAUCAUAAUAUUAUGAAAAAUAUAUAAUGCCCAGCAUAACGUCCGUAGAAUAUAGCCACAACAAAAUGACAUUUGGUAAUGUUUCGUUUGGGAACUAACGUGUCGUCUUUUACUCCAGACUUCUUUUAGAGUUAAUGAAGUGUGAUAUUAAAUUAUAAACACAAAGUUACAAGUAUAAUCUGAGAGUAGGGGGGGGAGGGGGGAGGAGGGUACACAAAUAAAAUAUCUUGUCUUUGAAAACAGGUGGGAAAUUUGUCGUCGCUGACCAGAAAAUCGAGGGCAGAAACAAAGCCCCAUUGCAUUUACAUUCAAGACAAAGUAGAAAGUUAGCAAGAAGCUGUUUAGCCGACGCUGUUUGCUUUCCAUUCAAACGAUUCACAAAUUAACGGUUAUUCUUUUAUAAAUCGAUCAUGAAUUCCUUAUUUUGGGAUGAUUUUUUUUGUGAUCGAGUGAUUGGAAGAAGUGAAUAUGAACAUUAAAGCCGUAAUAAACGAAGAAAAAUGUGAUAUGAGAAUGAAAUGUAAGUUCAAAUUAAUUUUAUAUGCCUCAAAUUUUAAUAGGUCUAAGUUCAGAAUACAAGCUCGCGAAAUUUAACAAAUUUUGAAAAUAUGUAAAAAUAGCUUGACUUUGAACUGUAUUUUUUUAAAAAUAGCCCGUGGCCUCAAUUUCAAAUAUAGCUACAUGAAAAGAAAAAACUUUUCGGCGUUUGUAGGUAUCAAAUAUAUCGUCAAGAAAAUAGGGGCUCACAAUAUUUUAGCUGAGUCUUGAGACCCAGUUGCUUCGCACGUGUUGUGGUCAAAUUUUUGCCAAGAAUCAAAGGCCGAAAUGCGAACUUCCUUCAUGAAAACUGCUUGGAGAAGGGUCUAGUUUGAAAAUUUAGCUAUUAAUUUCAAUUUCAUGAGCAUAUUUUGGUUACACUUUAAAUAUUUUUGUACUUGAUGAGAUUCAAAAUGUGUUGUAUAUUCAAGCCCAGCUUCAGUGUAAUUUUGGUGAUGAUCGGAACAGAAAUUAUAGAGAUAUUUUAAGAACUGGCCGUGGCCUCACAAUAAAACUUUCUAAAAAUGUUCUCUGUUUCAUGUACUUUUAUUUGAUAUCUUAGGUAUAAGCGUAAAAAUAGGAGCUCAUACAGCUUACGAGGUUGUAAAAUGCAUGACUUGUCUCUAUUUUCAUGUAAACAUUCGAAAUUUUUCGACAGCAAAGUAGCAACUGUUUCAGAGCGAAUGCACGCGGACAGCACACCAGGGACAAUAGCAGGGUACUGAAAUAGAACGUCACUAAAAAAUACUGUAUGAUUAAUUUAGAUCAUGUCCAUUUUCAACAUAAAACAGUCAUUUAUUUUGUACCAAACAUUUGGCAAUAUUUAUACAAUUGCGCCUUUUUGCAAACACUCGUUGCGUAAUUGCGUGGCUCAUUUAGUUGCACGCGCAUGCUCGGACAAAUUUCCCACCUGUUGUCUUUGAGAACAUAUAUAUAUAUAAACAAUCAGAGUGAGAAUAAGUUAAACUGAUCCUGACAGGGCGAUGUUAUUUAAUUGUGCCUUUCAUAAACCUCUUUGCCCUUUAGUCGUUCGUAAAACAAUUCGAACUGUGCGAGAAAAUAGCAAUACUAAUAUUCCAACAUGUUUGGUUGGAUGGCAAAAUUUGUAAUUUAAUAUCAUGUAGUUGGUUACAAUUCAUUCAUAUAACUUUGUAAUUUUAUGAAUUAACUCCAAAAAUGUCUGUCUUGAGUGAAAGACGAAACGUUAGUUCCUAAAUAGAACUUACAAAAUAUAAUUUAUUAUGGCUAUAUUAUUCCACGGAAAUUAUGGUGCAUGGGCAUUGCCAUAUAUUCUGGCAUUGGUGUUAAUCAUCAUCCCAGCAAAGGAAGUCAAGUACAGUAUUCAUUGUCUUCAUUCAUACAUGUAUUAUAAAAGCAUGCAUUAAUUACGGAUUCAGCUUUUAUAUUUCAGUCCGGGGAAAAGCAUGUUAGACAGGCUUUUGCAAAGGUCUCAUCUCAUUUUCACCGAAAUAGAACCAAUCUUCGAUCGAUUUAUAACUAUUCUGAUAGCUUUUUAUUUAUCUUGCUGACAAGAAACGAAACAAACACACAAGCCGAGGUGAAAAUAUGCCCUCCUGCCGUAGGAACACUAUUCGUUAACUGGAAUAUGCUCUGCUUUAUUUCUCUUUUUUAAUAUUGGCUAAAUAUAUGUUUCGAAACCAUCUGUAAAUGUUUUUGAAUAUAUUGUUAAAAUUAAAAUAUAUCAUAUGCUGCUGUCUACAUUCCGCAAUCAGCUGUAGAUUUAGUCUGAUUUGUAUAAUUAUUUUAUCUCUCUAGAAUUAAUGGGGCUCUACAAAACUUGUCGACUCAUGACAUCUUUGCAUUUGCCAACGAUUCUAUAAAGCUAAAUGUUUUUAAUCCCGGAAACAGAACAGACAGCGAUAGUGUGCAG
Molecule: messenger RNA, 8033 nt
Organism: Paramuricea clavata
Lineage: Eukaryota; Metazoa; Cnidaria; Anthozoa; Malacalcyonacea; Plexauridae
Source: the annotation of a GenBank genome assembly